AUGGCUGCUCAAAAGAAACCCAUCCCAACUCCGGCUCUUCACAAAAGGGGACCCUUCAAUGUUCAGGUCCCCGGCGCCGAGAAGAAGGAGGGCGAGGGAAUUCCUCGUCGCCAUCCUAGCGCCGUUACCGGACUGGUAUCGCGCCUGGAACCCGAUAUUGCGACUACUUACGACAUUGUCAAGCGUGGUGCGGCAAAAUUCGGUGAUGCUCAGGCUCUCGGAUCCCGUAGCCUUGUUCAGAUUCACGAGGAGACAAAGAUGAUCAAGAGGAUGGUUGAUGGUGUCGAGCAGGAGGUUCCGAAGAAAUGGGCAUACUAUGAAAUGAGCGGAUACACGUACUUGUCGUUCAAUGAAUACCUUGCUCGCGUCAACACCACCGGAGCCGCCUUGAAGGCGUUGGGAUUGAAGAAGGGCGAGAAACUGCAAAUUUUCGCUGCUACUAGGUUUGAUUGGCUCCCCGACUGGAUUUAUUUUUCUACCUUGUCUGCGAGCGAACGUGUUGCUGACUUGGUUGUGGGUUAGUGCGAGCUGGCUCUUGAUGUCGCAUGGUACACCUCGAUUUGACCUGCAUCCCCGACUGGAAUAGACUGCUGACAACGGAUAGCCUGUGCCUCCCAAUCGCUGCCAAUUGUCACCGCUUACGACACUCUUGGCCAAUCUGGCCUCACCCAUUCGCUCGUGCAGACCGAAGCAUCCGCCGUUUUCCUCGACUCCCACCUUCUCCCCCAACUCAUUAGUCCCCUGAAGGAAGCGGUCGGCGUUAGAUAUGUCAUCUAUAAUACCGAUACCCCGGUCAAGCAGGAGGAUAUCGACGCCUUGAAGGCUGCGCAUGAGCGAUUGCAUAUUCUAAGCAUCCAAGAACUUAUCAAGCUUGGGGAGGAGAAUCCUUGUGACCCUGAUCCUGCUGGUCCUGAGGACCUCUGUGGUAUCAUGUAUACUUCUGGGUCAACUGGCACCCCCAAGGGUGUCCCUCUUCUCCACAAGAAUGUGGUUGCGGCGGGUAAUUUUCGCCUACCUUCGUGGUUAGUUUCGAAACGUGGCUAACAACUUGCGACUCUUAGUGUCUGGUGUCAGCGUCAUUAUUGGCCCUUAUAUUGGUCCGGGGGAUUUCUUGCUUACCUUUUUGCCCCUAGCGCAUAUUCUUGAGUAUGUGUUUGAAAAUGCAUGUCUAUUCUGGGGCGGAACUAUGGGCUAUGGAAAUCCCAAGACUUUGUCCGAGAAAUCCAUGCGCAACUGCAAGGGUGACAUCGCCGAAUUCAGGCCCACUAUCCUUGUCGGUGUCCCUGCUGUGUGGGAAACAGUGAAGAAGGGUGUCAUGGACAAGGUUUCCAACCUUCCCCCAUUGACCCAAAAGCUUUUCUGGGGCGCCAUGUCGCUCAAAGGCAUGCUCCUUCGUUCAGGCCUUCCUGGAUCUGGUAUCGUGGAUAUUAUCUUCAAGAAGGUUAGGGCUGCGACUGGCGGAAGGCUGAAGGUUUGCAUGAGCGGAGGGGGGCCUAUCGCCAAGGAAACCCAGCAUUUUGUUAGUAUGACCAUUUGCCCAAUGGUUAUCGGCUACGGUUUGACUGAGACUUCUGCGUAAGUAUCUACUAUUUGCGAUAUUUUAGUGAUCAAGAGCUGACGGUUUUGUAGCAUCGGAUGUCUUAUGGACCCGAGUGAAUGGAACAUUAACAGUCUGGGGACCAUCCCUGCUUGUGCUGAGAUUAAGCUCGUCGACUACCCUGAGGCUGGUUACUUCACUCAUAAUGACCCCGAGCAGGGUGAAGUCUGGAUUCGUGGCGAUUCGGUCGCUUCGUCUUACUUUAUGAACGACGCGGAGACCGUGGCAGCCUUCGAAGAUGGAUGGUUCAAGACCGGGGAUAUCGGUGAAUGGGAUUCGAAUGGUCACUUGAAACUUAUUGACCGCAAGAAGAACCUGAUCAAGACUCUGAACGGAGAAUACAUUGCUCUUGAGAAGCUCGAAUCGGUCUAUCGUGCAUCAAGCGUUGUUGGCAACAUCUGUGUCUAUGCCGAUGAACAAAAGACCAAGCCUGUCGCCAUUAUUUUCCCUGUCGAGGCGGCUUUGAAGAAGCUUGCUGCUGAGAACAGUAUCGAGGGGGAAUUUGAGCAGCUUGUCCAUGACGCCAAGUUGAACCAGAUUGUCAUGAGGGAGCUUAUCGCCGCCGGGAAAAGGGGUGGGCUUGCUGGCAUCGAGCUGAUUGAAGGCUGUGUCUUGACCGAUGAAGAAUGGACCCCCCAGAAUGUGAGUUUCCCCGAAUGCUCGUGUUUAUGAGGAUGACGGCUAAUAAUUUCCGAAUAGAAUCUGGUGACUAGUGCUCAGAAGCUAAAUAGAAAGGGGAUUCUUCAGAGGUAUCAAUCGGAGGUUGACAGGGCCUAUGGAGGCUCAUAGAUGGGUUGUUUGCAGGGAACGGGGUGUGCAAGUGAAACUAUGGUUAAUGCUUUGUCUGGUCAUUUUUUAUUGUUAUUAUUUGGAUGGUUGGCUUGGAGCUUGAUUCAUCAUCUCCAUUAUGGCCAUUUUCUCUGGUGCUAUCUCUUUUUGGUUGGCCCCUUGUGGGCGGGUGUGAUGAUGCCUUUGAGUAAUGAUGUUGCGAAUGUGUGGGAAUGGCGUCAAGUUUUCCGGAUUGCUGGUUGGCUGGGUGGUAGGACAGGACAGGACGAGGUGAGUGUGCUGGUGUGUUGAUGGGGUUUUACUUACUUUCCAAGAGUUCGUUUUUGGUUCGGCCCUCACUGCCGUACUUUUUUAUUUAUUUAUUUUUAUUCCCCAUUUUCUCAUUUUUUUAUAUAUAUUAUAUUUCGAGUAAUUGGCAUACCUUUGUCUAUUCCAGCAGUUUCCCCCGUACGAGGGCAUUGUGGUGAGUGUCGGGGGGGGGUUGAUGCUUUCCGGGGAAAAGGGGAGUACCCGGUAUCACAGGAGCCCGACAAUUCCGGGUUGUCGUCACUGGGCAUCACUCGGCCGCAGAUUGUCUUGAGUAGGGAGAAGUUGGGCGAGUGGGACGUGUGGAUAUGGGGUAGAUGGCUGGGUGGAGUGGAACUUGUGAGUGGCGUACACUGCGGUUGACGUCGGGUUCCGUGGCCGGCAUCGCGCUGCGCAGAAGGAUGCGCUCUGUACAGCUUAUCAAACGUAACACGGCGGGCCGUGCACGUUAUACCGCCAUAUUUCACCCGCCGAAACUGCUACCGCCCGCUGAGUUUGUAUGGCACUGGAUUUAUAAAGCAGUUGUACGCUAGCGGGUGGGUUCGCGAGUGUGGAUUCAUGUUGGCUGACUAGCUAGUUGGUCAGUUUGGUUGCGCUCUGCGUUUCAUCCCUUCUGCUCUCCGCUACUAAAAUUUAGUUGAGGUUCUGUAGCUCCCGUGUUUGCGGUGUCUGUUUUGCUGGGUGGCUGGGGAGGUUGAGAUACUGAUAGCGUGGUUUGUUUGUUUGCUCCUACCCUGUACGAUAAGUGUGUUGUGUUUGUUAUCAUGUUGUUGUCAUUGAGAUUUGAAUCCGGUUAGAAGAGGGGGGUGAUGCUGGUGUAAUAUCAUACUGUAAAAUCCGACCUGGUGGGCGCGGUCCCCGGGUAUUUGGGUUUUGGGGUGCGAUACCGGUCGUGUGGUCACUCUGUCGGACGGGUCAGUGCUAGUACGAGUGCUUGCUUGCGCAGGCCAUUUUUCCUGCGGAGCAUCAGUGUUAUUGGGAGACCGUGAGCUACCGUAGUUUCCAAUAUCCGGAGGUUCGAGUCCCGCUAUUACACUGCCGCUCCACGCCAUGUCCUGAUCGCGUACUGGGUUGUAUUCCGUGGACGUGCUAUCCGAAGGUAUGGGAGAGGGAUUGAGGAAUUGUGAUACGACUUGUGGACGAUGGAAAGCAGAAACUUGAUGAUGGUGGU
Molecule: messenger RNA, 3863 nt
Organism: Tuber aestivum (summer truffle)
Lineage: Eukaryota; Fungi; Ascomycota; Pezizomycetes; Pezizales; Tuberaceae
Source: the annotation of a GenBank genome assembly